UUUUGAAAUGUUAGCGCGCGCGCGUGCAGUGCAAGCAGUGCUCAUACAUGUUACGUAGGCGAGACGUUGGUGAUCGUGAAUGAAUGAACGUAUCGGAUCUGCACGAUCUGCAAACGGUACAUUUACCGUACCGGAGCUCGGAGAGAGACCCCAGCGCAGCCCGUAUACUGCUGCCGAUAGCGCUGCAGAAGCUGACCGACCUCCUGGCCUAGUGCUGUAGCUGCCGCUGCAAGACAGAUUAACGUCCGAGCUCUUGUUGAAUCUAGAUUAGGUCUUCCUCUUCCUGACGAGAGAUCCAGUCUUGAUUUCAUCUAGUAGUCUUUCCUUCAGUCCAAGAUGGCAUCUGGUGAAGAGGCUCUGAAGAACUUAGCCAGCUGUCUCCAACAGACACUGUCUACAAACAUCAAGGAGAGAAAAGAAGCUGAGCAGUUUCUGGAGUCAGUUGAAGGGAAUCCAAACUAUGCCAUCAUGCUACUGCUGCUGAUAGAACUGGACACCGUGGAGGACACCAUCCGCCAGUCAUCAGCCAUCACUUUCAAAAAUUUUGUCAAACGCAACUGGAGAGUGGUCGAAGAUGAGCCUAACAAGAUCUCGGAGGAGGAUCGCUUGAAAAUCAAGACAAAAAUUGUUGGGUUGAUGCUGAGUGUUCCUCUCAAGCUACAGAGACAGCUGAGCGAUGCUAUCAGUAUGAUAGGGAAGGAGGACUUCCCGGACAAAUGGGACACCCUUCUCGGUGAGCUCACCUCUCAGUUUCAGAGCGGUAACUUUCACGUCAUCAACGGUGUCCUCCGAACUGCACACUCGCUUUUUAAAAGGUACCGCUAUGAAUUCAAAUCAAAUGCUCUUUGGACGGAGAUCAAACAUGUCCUUGAUAAUUUUGCUCAGCCGCUUACACAACUUUUCUAUGUUACGAUGUCGUUGAUCGUGGAGCACAAGGACAACAAGGAAUCAAUGAUCAUCCUCUAUGACUCGCUCACUCUCAUCUCAAAGAUCUUCUACAGUUUGAAUUAUCAGGAUUUGCCAGAAUUCUUUGAAGACAACAUGAAGGUUUGGAUGCCUCAUUUUCACACUCUCCUGACUGGAGACAACGCACUGCUUCAUUCAAAGAACGAAGAUGAAGCCGGACCGCUUGAGAUGCUGAAAUCUCAAAUCUGUGACAAUGUUGCCCUCUAUGCCCAGAAAUACGACGAAGAGUUCCAGGAGUACCUGCCAAACUUUGUGCAUGCUAUCUGGAAUCUCCUUGUGACAACGGGGUCACAGGUCAAAUAUGAUCUGCUCAUCAGCAACGCCAUCCAGUUCUUAGCAUCAGUAGCAGACAGAGACCAUUAUAAACAUCUCUUUGAGGCACCAGAAACACUGAAAGAAAUCUGUGAGAAAGUCAUCGUACCCAACAUGGAAUUUAGAGAAACUGAUGAGGAUCUGUUCGAGGUCAACCCAGAGGAAUAUAUCAGACGAGAUAUCGAAGGUUCAGACAUGGAUACAAGACGGAGGUCUGCUUGUGAUUUGGUCAAAGCACUCACCAAAUUCUUUGAGGCUCCGGUCAUCGAAAUAUUCUCAAAAUAUGUACAGCUCAUGCUUGAGGGGUACAGGAGCAACCCGGAGAAGAACUGGAAGCAGAAGGACGCAGCUACGUAUCUGGUCACAUCUAUAGCAUCCAAGUCAAAAACAGAGAGGCAUGGUACGGUGCAAGUGAGCGAACUCGUCAAUAUCCAAAAUUUCUACACGGAUAAUAUCCUUCCUGAUCUAGGUGCAGCAGAAGUUGACCAGCUGCCAGUGCUCAAAGCCGAUGCACUGAAGUAUGUGAUGACCUUCAGAAAUAUCCUUCCUACGGAGACAUUACUAGGGUCCCUCCCGUUCCUGGUCCAGCUCCUGAAAGCGGAGAGUCAAGUAGUCCACACCUAUGCUGCCAACACCUUGGACAAACUCCUCUUGGUUCGUAAGGAAGGCAACGAUAGGAUGGUCAAAUCAGAGCACCUAAAACCUCUCAUGGAAGUCCUGCUCACAAACCUCUUCAAUGCACUCUCAAUGCAAGGAUCAGAAGAGAAUGAAUACAUCAUGAAAGCUAUCAUGAGAUGCCUGUCCGUUCUCCAGCAGGCUGCCGUCCCUUAUCUUCCCAUCCUACUUGAAAAACUCAGAGAAAAACUUGUUCUUGUCAGCAAGAACCCGUCAAAGCCUCACUUCAACCAUUAUUUAUUUGAGUCUCUGAGUUUAACCAUCAAGGUUGGAUGCAAGGCUAACCAAGCAAACAUCGCCCUCUGUGAAACCACCCUCUUCCCUCUGUUCCAAGAGAUGCUAGUAGCAGAUGUGCAAGAAUUCAUCCCCUACAUCUUCCAACUCAUGUCGAUGAUGCUGGAGCUCCGACAGGACUGUUCUGGUCCCUACAUGGAGCUGUUCCCGUACCUCCUGGUGCCGGUCCUGUGGGAGAGGCAGGGCAACAUCCCUCCCCUGGUGCGGCUCCUGCAGGCCAUCAUAGAGAAAGGCGCGGCCAGCAUCGUGGCUAGCGACAAACUGAUGGGACUUCUUGGUGUGUUCCAGAAGUUGAUAGCUUCAAAGACCAAUGAUCACCAGGGCUUCUAUCUUCUUCAGAGUCUGGUCGAACAUCUAGAUGAGAGUAAGAUGAAUGAGCAUGUUGUAUCUAUAUUCCUUCUUCUCUUCCAACGUCUGACCAGUUCCAAGACGACAAAGUUUGUAAAAAGUCUUAUAGUGUUCUUUUCCCUCUAUGCAGUCAGAUUUGGUGCCAGCAAAUUAGCAGAGGUCAUUGAUGGCAUCCAGGCUAACAUGUUCAGUAUGGUUCUGGGUAGACUUUACAUCCCUGACGUACAGAAGACAUCUGGCUCCAUGGAGAGGAAGAUCGUUGCUGUCGGAAUGACCAAGAUCCUGACGGAAUGCCCCGUCAUGUUGACCAAUCCCGACUACCAGAAGCUAUGGACACCCCUACUUCAAGCCCUGAUCGGGGUCUUUGAGCUGAAGGAAGAUGACGAGGUCCCCGAAGAUGAGCACUUCAUUGAGGUGGAGGACCAACCCUCGUACUCUGCUGCCUAUUCACAGCUGGCCAAUGCCGGCAAGGCCGCAAGAGAUCCCUUCAAGGGGACCAUCCAGAAUCCCAAGAUCCACCUGGCGCAGAGUCUGCAGAAGUUCAGUGGUGCUCAUCCUGGACUGAUCAGUGGAAUGAUCACUGGUAGUCUGGAUCCUAAAGCUGCUGCGUACCUUCAGUCGUAUCUUCAGGCGGCCAAUGUCUCCCUGUCAUAACAUCGAGCUGGACCUUCCAAGUAGAAAAUGAAGUUCGUGUGAGACUCUUUAACCGUGAUGGCUCUUCUAACUCUUUGCACAGCGGCCACAAUCUUAUAGCCAUCUUUGAAAACCCCUUUCUUUUUGGACAGCCCUCGUGGAAUCCUUGAUAAAUUCUCUUAUAUUGAUGAGCACAUGUCUAGCAUCUCGUUAAUCUUUACACUGCAGCCAUAUUCUUACGAACAUCUUGGAAAACUCCUCUCUAUAAUUAUUCUGUCCUCAUGCUAGCCUUGAAAGAUUCUUCUGGUAGUUAUGUGACUAGGACAUUCUAACUCUUCGUACAGUGGUCAAGUUCUGAUGGAAAACUGAGAAAAUCUCUUUUUCUGGACCUUAAAGCCAUCAUAAGGCACCCUAUGUCUCCCUCUCACAACACCAAGCUGGACUGUCCGAAUGGAAUUAUGGAAUCCUUUUGAGAUUGUUUUACUUUGGUAAUCACAUGCCUAGGAACUUUUAACUCUCUACACUGCGGCCAAGUUCUUAGGUCCAUCUUUGGCUCUCCCUUUCUUACUAGACUGUCCUCAUGGAAUCAUUGAAAGACUCUUGUGCCUGUGAUCUUCCAACUCUUUUCACAAUGGCCACAUUCCUAUGGCCAGCUUGGGCAAUCCUUCCUUCCUGGACACCAGAGAUAUUGUGUACCUUCAGUCGUUUCUUUCAAGCAAUCAAUGUCUCCCUCUCAUCCUGUCAUGCAGGUCAGGGCUCCAUCUUACAAAGAGUUGCGAUUGAUCAGGUCAAUCGCAACCACGGACGGCGAGCAACGUCAAGUAUUAUAAUGCAUGUUUGUUCAAAAUAUUUUCUGGCCGAGAUGUAUAUUCAUGCAUUCAUAUUGUGCGUAUAUUUCGUAGAAGAAAUUAUGACGUUGAUGGAUUUCCAUAUACUUGUGAUUGAUUGGAUCAAUCGUAACUCUUGUAAGACGGGACCCUUGGUUGAGAGCAUCACAAAAUGGGAAGAUUUUCUCAACCCACUCAUUGAAAGGCGAGAAUCAGAUCUCUUUGAUGAUGUCUCAUUGGUAAUUAUUUUGAUCUAAGCCAUUUUAAACAGAAAUUCUAUUGUAUCAUCUUGGCAGUAAACAAUAGAACGAAGAAAGAAAAGAGAAGGAAUGGUCAAAGUGAUUACAUCAAACUGAGAGAAAUUGAAUAAAUGGAAUCAAAAUGGAUGCAGUAAGCUAGGUGAAUAUUUAAGACUGGUUUUACUGAUGUAGCUACAGUUUCUAAGAAAUAUGACAAUGUAUUGCACUUUUUUUGCCUUCAAAGAACAUUUAAUGUUAUCAAAAUUCCAUUUUACAUUUAGAAAUAUUAAAAAAAAUAGCCACAGGCUAUGGGUGAAGUAGUUGCUAUUUCAAAAAUGUAUGCGUUCUGUGUAUUUUGUAUCUGAAUGUUAUAUACUGUAUAUGUAUUUUGUGACCUAAACCUUAGUAGUCGAUAAAGAAAAUGGCAACGGAAAAAAAAGCACCGUUUGGAAGCUUUCAUGCAAGUUUAAAGACUUGGUAUCAUGCGUGGAAGGGUAAA
Lytechinus variegatus (green sea urchin) is the source of this 4793-nucleotide messenger RNA. RefSeq names its product exportin-2-like (gene cse1l). Gene Ontology annotation, cellular component: cytosol; nuclear envelope. Gene Ontology annotation, biological process: protein import into nucleus; protein export from nucleus. The transcript has 25 exons. Gene Ontology annotation, molecular function: nuclear export signal receptor activity; small GTPase binding. Bases 337 to 3249 code for a protein of 970 amino acids. Lineage: Eukaryota; Metazoa; Echinodermata; Echinoidea; Temnopleuroida; Toxopneustidae. The record is from RefSeq and is a predicted model, not a curated record.